Messenger RNA from Toxoplasma gondii ME49, 2794 nucleotides. RefSeq lists its product as hypothetical. The record is from RefSeq and is a predicted model, not a curated record. Lineage: Eukaryota; Apicomplexa; Conoidasida; Eucoccidiorida; Sarcocystidae. Bases 1296 to 2252 code for a protein of 318 amino acids. The transcript is spliced from 8 exons.
GUUCCAGCAACGCCAGCACGAACGCAUUUUCCGGGGCAGUUGACGCGUGUUAUAUUGUCUUGUCCGUCUGAACGCUUAUUUUUGAAUAGGACCCGAGCUCCUCUGUUUUCUGUUUCCCCGGCCUCAGCGUUAACGGUGUCCCUCUUCUCACAUGUGGACGGGACGGCUUUUCUCUGGUGGAGUAGUGGAGUUUUUGUCUGCCACGCAGGUUCACAAGACACACAGUGCUGGCUUUGUUACGGUGUUCUCUUUCAGCAGUGUCGGUGGAAACAACCAUGUUUUGCUUCGUAAAUCCCAAAACAGCCAGACAUUCGGAGAAAGUCACAACUGUGCACUGGACGCCAUGAAUUAACAGCAGACGUACACAAGAUCGGCGGCAGAGAUGCAAACAGGACGAAACUUCACAGUUCUUGCCAGCACUUGCCUUUCCCGUCAGUGGAGGCAAAUGGACAUCGCCAUACAUUGCCUUUCCUCUGCUGUCUUCGACUGUAUCUAUUCCUUGAUCAGACUUCAGGCGUGUCCAACGGUAUCUCUACUCUGGGUAAAGUCCAACCCCCUCUUCUGAUCCGGUCCGCACCGCCGCGAGGUCCUUUUUGUUUAUGAAAGCCAUUUCCUGGCAGCCUUCCUAGGCUCUUUCGUCGAGAGCACUGUCUUCUUUCACGUGCACCCACGUUCCUCGACACCGCACUGCCUUCUGUUUCUGCGAGCAAUCAAUUCCUGUAGCUCAUGUGUUGGCGGUUACUCUUUCAAAUCUCUUUGUAGCGUAAACCGUGAGAAUGGACGCUCUCACCUCCAAAGGUCGACUCCUUCCUCGCCUUGUCUCCAUGUCCCCCUACCGUCGCUUCCUGAGCCGCUGAGUGCCCCCCCGCUCUCCGAUUCGUUUAUCCGUCUGUAUUCCUCCGUCUUUCCUCUCUUUUAACUCUUUUCUCUGUGUCUGGCUGCUACAGGGGUGGUUCUACUUUGUUCCUGUUUUCUGAAUCUCCAGUUUUCCGCCUUCUUCUGCGAGUACUCGCUUCACCACCCACUUUUUUUCCUGUGUUUGGGAUGCUCUUUUUCCUCCAUGUUCUCCGCACUGGUGCCUUGUGUCUGCCUCUCCGUUUGAAGAGCUCAACCUUCUGAAGCCAUCUCAGCAUGCUUCGCAUGUCUAACGCUACUUUUUUCCCGCCUGCUGCGUUCGCGCCUGGCGCCUUCCCGGCCUCUUCAAGCAUCUUGCGUUUCGUCACAGACUCCGCCAUCUUCGCUCCGUCUCGCAGCCGUCUCUCAGUCUCCGCCUCGCUUUCGUCAAGACUCCUAACAUGAAGAACGGAAUGGAAGGCGGCCGAUUCACGGCUCUCGGGCACUCGAGGGGUCUCUCCUCGGCGGCUUCCGGUCACGGCUCUGCCAGCAGCACCGCCGCCAGUGUUCACGGAGACCAUCCUUCGCACUUUUCUAGUCUCGCGUCUGUGCAGACGUCAGGCCCCCUUUCGUCUCUUCCCUCUCGAAGUGAAGGCGCGAGAGCUCUCCCGACGAGGACGACGAGCCUCAGCGGCAAAUCGGAUAGACUCCACCGGCUGGAGCAAAGGCUCUCGGGUCUGCACGCAGGACUGGAGAAACAGAGGCAGCAGCGCUACCAGCACCUCAUUGAAAAACUGCAGCACGUGGAAGAAGAUGUUGCAGACGUCAGCGCUGCAGGCAACGAAGCUCAGUCCGUCUUCCGAGAGGAGCUGAGAAAAAUCGAAGCAGACUUGCGCGAGCGUCAGAGCGAACUCGAAACUGACUUGGCCCGCCGAGAGCAGCAGACUCAGGAGAUGGAGAGAAGACUGACGCGCAUGCUGCAGACGGAGCAGGAGGCUUUACGAGAAGUUGAAACCUCCUUGAUGAAUGCGUUUACAGAGAAGACAAAGGCUCUAAGAGAGGAAAUUCUUCAGAGCGGCCAGCUGCGGGAGGAGCAGGAGGCGUCGCUCCGACACUACUGCGAAGUCGAAAUUCCCCGCCUCCGCGACGGCCUUCAGCAGGAAGUGCGGGAAAGGGAAAACAUGGAGAGAAGAAUUCUCAAGCAUGCAGCGGAGGAGGUUGAGCGACUCAAUGGGCAGCUUGCCGCGGAGAGAGAAGCUCGUGAACGGCAUCUGCAGUCUCUGCUGUCUCUGUUCGAAGAGGUCGUCCGCGAGGUGCAACGCGAUAUCGCCCGGGAAAAGGAGGACCGAGAGAAAAUGCAGGAAGAUCUGGUCCACCUCAUGGAGCAAACAAUUGACCGCAUCACAACAUCUAUAUGAUUCUUGUCUCCCAGAAACACUCUACCUAGAGACCUCGCGAGUGAUCGCCUCUGCACCUGUCGGGAUCUCAAUCUAAAUCCUCACGUGCCUCAGUCACAAACGCGCAUAGGGAUGUAGAUAUACACGUUUCUAUUUCCAGCUGUGUAUCUGCGCACAACGCAUGUGAGAUAAAUGCCCAUAACUAUUUAUCAACAUGAACGCAACGACGCACUGCUCCGUGACGCGGAAGGUGCAAUCGAUAUUGCAAUCGGCAUAGGGUCAUGGAGUUCACCCAAACACAGUGUCAGUUGCCGUUCUCCAAAAAAAGAAAUUCCGGUUUACCGGAAUUCGCAAACGGAGCGGAGACAAACUUCGCUGGAAUGGUUCCACGAAAAUGCCGAAGAAAUCCUGGAUCAGUGUGUUAUUUUUGUUCGCGGGGGCCCAGUUGUGUUUCCACUCCGGAAUGUCUUCUGUGGGUGUCUUCUCGAAAACCGGAACCCUCCAGCACGAGUGGGUGCAAUCUCGCGUCUUUUCUCUGUUCGUUUCAUUUGUGUCUUGUCAAG